Armigeres subalbatus is the source of this 2943-nucleotide messenger RNA. Its product is annotated as beta-ureidopropionase. Gene Ontology annotation, molecular function: beta-ureidopropionase activity. Lineage: Eukaryota; Metazoa; Arthropoda; Insecta; Diptera; Culicidae. The coding region runs from base 293 to 1453 and encodes 386 amino acids. The record is from RefSeq and is a predicted model, not a curated record. The transcript has 4 exons.
UACAGAUAGUAAAGUCCGGUGCGGAGGUUCACUCGUUUACUGACUGUUGACCAAUCCGGCUCGCGUUGUGCAUCGUCCGGUGUCGCUACAUAUCCUACCUACUCAGAACAUCGUUGGAGGCACAUAUUUCGCGGUCGUCAGAAGCGUCUAUUUAGCACACGCAAGCUAAGUAGAGCCGUAGACGUAAUCGAUUCCAUUUACUGCAACGAUUCGAAGGCGCGUCAAUAAGUCAGCUGUGUAGCCGCUCGAAAUAUUAUAAAGUUGUUUAGCUGGUUGACGAAACACAGUCGGCAUGUCGGACAGCAAGUUUGUGAGUUUAGAAGAUUCGCUUCAAAGGCAUAUUCCACCGGAAGAGUUGAAGGAAGUGAGAAGGAUUCUGUAUGGACGAGAGGAUGAGAACCCACUAACAUUCUCAGAUGAGGCCACUUCGCUGGCCAAGGAAGUUGGCGUCGAACUCAAGGGCUACGUAUUCACUGCCCGCAAGGAAGACCUCCGCCGCCCGCGAGUCGUCCGCGUGGGUCUCAUCCAGAACUCGGUCGACAUUCCAACCACCGCUCCCAUCCACGUUCAGCGAGACGCCCUGCACGAGAAGGUUUCCAACAUUCUACGGGUGGCGUCCACCGCCGGGGUAAAUGUCAUCUGCUUCCAGGAAGCUUGGACGAUGCCAUUUGCCUUCUGCACCCGGGAGAAGUUCCCUUGGUGCGAGUUUGCCGAGGAUGCUGAGAGUGGUCCCACCACCAAACUGAUGAAGGAAUUGGCGAAGCAGUACAAUAUGGUUAUCAUUUCGCCGAUUUUGGAACGAGAUCCCAAUCACAACGAUACUCUGUGGAACACAGCGGUGGUGAUUUCCAACAAUGGUAACUACAUGGGAAAGCACCGUAAGAAUCACAUUCCUCGGGUGGGGGAUUUCAAUGAAUCGACCUACUACUAUGAGGGCGACACCGGUCAUCCGGUGUUCGAGACACAAUUUGGACGCAUUGCCAUCAACAUCUGCUAUGGUCGUCACCAUCCGCAGAACUGGAUGAUGUUCGGAUUGAAUGGGGCAGAAAUUGUGUUCAAUCCCUCGGCUACGAUUGGUGCACUAAGUGAACCACUGUGGGGUAUCGAAGCCCGUAACGCCGCCAUCGCCAACGGAUACUUUACGGUGGCCAUCAACCGCGUGGGAACGGAAGUGUUCCCGAACGAGUUCACUUCGGCCAACGGUAAACCGGCACACAAGGACUUUGGACCAUUCUACGGAUCGUCGUAUGUAGCCGCUCCGGAUGGUUCGCGGACUCCGUCCCUGUCCCGGGACAAGGAUGGUCUGCUGGUGGCCGAAAUGGACCUGAACCUUUGCCGGCAGGUCAAGGACUUCUGGGGAUUCCCGAUGACUCAGCGGCUGCCGAUGUAUGCCGAAAGUUUAGCCAAAGUCGUCCGAUCGGAUUACAAGCCGCAGCUUGUUAGGGAAAAUUAAAAACAUUGUGGCAUUUUUUUUUGUAUUUCAAAGAAUGUUUAUUUCAAUGAACUGGUUUCAAUGUAUAAUAAUGUUUAGCUUUUUAUUUCUCUUCGGUUGGUGUAAAAUUUACAGUUGCUUCUCCUGUUUUCAUGGUUGGUAUUAGUCGCAAAAAAGUGGAUCAAAUUUGUCACGUCGCUGGAUCACGUCGUUUCUUCUCUAUUAGGGUUUUCUAAAACUAAUUAACAAACAACAUCUUUUUAUACUUUUUUGUUUUGUUUUAAAGGUUAAGCUUUGUCACAGUGAUCGUCUUGUAAGUAAAUUUUUAAACGUUUGGGUUGAUUUCACUAAAUUCUGGCAUUCGUUUUGGUUGGUUUUGUUUCGUGGCUUCAGGUUCCUCUGGCAUUCGGGCAUUCGACGUUUUCGGAGUACAAUUUAAGAAGCGUACACAUGGAAUAGGAUAGGGUUGAAAAUUGUUUUACGAUUCAAUUCACAAAGCUGGAAACACCGACAUAAGCUGAUGAAGCCGAUUCGUGAUUUCUAAGCAUAAACAGUCGUUCGCGUUCAUUGCUCCACUUUUACCGUACGUUUUGUUUUGUGUGUACAAGAGUUUGAUAAUAUUGUCUUUUACAUACGUGCCUCGCUACUUUUGCCUACUCUUUAUAAUUCCUUUCAUGUGUGUCCAUGUUUCAAUAAGUGCGAUUGUAGUUUUCUCUAUUCAACUUCUUCCGUGCUCUGUCCGUUUUUUAAAAAGAAAAGCAGAUUUUUAUGAUCUGGUAUGUACGGGUUCUGAUCAUUAUCCUGUAUGUGGAGCUAUCUCCGAAUAUUUUGAGCCAAUUAUUGAGAAUUCGAAUCAUGACAGAAGACUAUUCAAAUAUUUUUUUCUUACUGGAUCAGAACAAGUUUAGCUAUUUAGUAAUGCGAUUUCUAGUAGCAAGUAAAUACUGAUCGUUGAAGCAAUGUACAAUUUGAAGUUUUUCUAAGACGUUUGAGAUGUUUUAAAUCUGUCGGAAAAUAUACAGCUCUGUUUCCGUGAGCAGGUUUUUGUUCUAUUUUUGUUUGUAGUUCUAUAGUUAGUAUGCUUUGUUUGCUACAGAGUUUAGAUUUGCUUAGUUGUAGUUACAAGUGAAUUUACAGUGAUUAUCUGUUAAUGUUUGUCAACGAUAGGUUUGCAAGUCUACAUCUAGUUCAGAGGCAAGCAGUUUUUGUCUGUUUUUAGUUGAGAAAGAUGUUUGUUCGAAUUUGGUCUAGAAAUUUACAACUUGUUCAGAAAGUUUUCUUGAAAAAGUGAUAACCUGGAUGAAGAUUAUCUAUAAAUCCUCCUGGAAUUUUGGGCAUCUUAUGAAAACACCAAACAAUAAAUAUUACUUCUCUACAGCCCCACAAUACACUUCUUAUCAGAAACAACCGUGGCUUACUCAAUUGCGCAAUAAAACAAUUCCAACUGGGGGCAAAGUGGCCCAACCCAACUAAUAAAAUGACUCAUAUAAUCGUUUGUAGUCCAUUUCUAA